CCGCUAGUGGCGCAUACACGUCUCACAUAGAUGGUUGAAGCGACGUUCCGGAUGAAGGAGAAGAAAGUGAUAUUUGGGAGAGGAAGAGACGAUGAUGAUGGUGGAAGACAGAGCACUGACCGUCGACCUGAUGUGGACGCAUAUACUAAGGAUGACCUCAACACCCUCACCGUAGACAUUUUACCGUCGCUCGGGGCCACCGCUCGUAGUAACCGCAAGGUACAGCUCCGCCGCUGGAUUGUCUCUCCAUUUGAUCCUCGUUACAGAUUCUGGGAUUCAUUUCUGAUGGUUCUGGUUUACUACACAGCGUGGGUGUCUCCAUUUGAAUUUGCAUUCCUAGAAAGGCCUGAAAUGCCUCUGUCCGUAUUAGACAAUUUUGUCAAUGCAUUUUUUGCCAUAGAUAUUGUCUUGACUUUUUUUGUUGCAUACCUAGACAAGGCUACUUAUCUCUUGAUAGAUGACCCAAGAAAAAUUGCUUGGAAGUACACAACUUCUUGGUUUGCCUUCGAUGUCAUCUCUACCAUCCCUGCUGAAGUGGCUAGGGCCAUGUUGCCCUCUAAUUUCCCAUCAUAUGGAUUGUUUAAUAUGCUUCGUUUAUGGCGUCUUCGAAGAAUUAGUACAUUAUUUUCCAGAUUGGAGAAAGAUAAGAACUUUAGCUAUUUUUGGGUUCGAUGUACAAAGCUUAUAUGUGUUACCCUCUUUGCAAUUCAUUUUUCUGGCUGCAUCUUCUACUUUAUUGCUGCCAACUACAGUGACCCUUCAAAGACAUGGAUUGCACUUGUGUUGUCGAGUGACUUUAAGGAACAAAGUUUGUGGCUUCGGUAUGUGACAUCAAUGUACUGGUCCAUUGUCACAGUAACUACAGUGGGAUAUGGAGACGUGCAUCCUGUGAAUUCACCGGAAAUGGUGUAUGAUACAAUUUACCUGCUCUUUAAUUUCGGGCUGCAAGCAUACAUUAUUGGGAAUAUGACCAACUUGGUCGUUCAUGGAACUAGUCGGACCAGAAGAUUUAGAGACACUAUCCAAGCUGCCUCAAGCUUUGCCAAAAGGAAUCAACUUCCUGUCCGCCUGCGGGAUCAGAUUCUUGCUCAUUUAUGUUUGAGGUACCGAACUGAUUCUGAAGGAUUACAACAGCAAGAGACCAUUGAUACUCUUCCAAAGGCCAUUCAAUCAAGCAUUUCACAUUUUCUGUUCUAUACACUUGUUGAUAAGAUCUACUUGUUUCGUGGGGCAUCAAAUGACUUACUUUUUCAACUGGUCUCAGAAAUGAAAGCCGAGUAUUUUCCUCCUAAUGAAGAUGUGAUUUUACAGAAUGAAGCACCCACAGAAAUGUACAUAGUGGUCACGGGUGCUGCGGUUAUUGGGGAGGUAAAUACAGGAGAUAUUGUUGGUGAGAUAGGUGUUCUCUGUUACAAGCCACAAAUGUUCACAGUUCGGACCAAACAGUUGAGUCAGCUGCUUCGUUUGAACCGCACAUCUUUCCUGAACAUUGUUCAGGCAAAUGUUGGAGAUGGGACAAUAAUCCUGAAUAAUCUCCUUCAGCAUUUGAAGGAGUUGAGGGAUCCCUUGAUGGAAGGAAUUCUGUCAGAGACAGAGCACAUGCUAGCGAGGGGCAGGAUGGAUUUGCCUCUAAGUGUAUGCUUUGCAGCUGAAAGAGAAGAUGAUUUAUUGUUGCGACAGUUGCUGAGGUGUGGCGCAGAUCCAAAUGACUCAGACAUCAAGGGGCGAACAGCGCUGAACAUUGCAGCAGCUAAAGGAAGUGAACAUUGUGUAGCUUUGCUUCUAGAAUAUGGAGCAGAUCCUUGCAUCAGAGAUUCUAAAGGAAAUGUUCCAUUAUGGGAAGCAAUGCUGGGGAGGCAUGAAUCUGUUACUAAACUUCUUGCAGACAAUGGUGCAGUGUUACCUUCAGCUUAUGUGGGUCAUUUUGCAAGCAAGGCAGUUGAACAAAACAACUUAGAGUUACUCAAGGACAUUAUUAAAUAUGGUGGGAAUGUAAAUGCGCCAAUGAGCAAUGGAACUACGGCCCUUCAUACUGCAGUCUCUGAAGGAAAUGUUGAAAUUGUUAAGUACCUCGUAGAACAUCGAGCUGAUAUUGAUAUGCCAGAUAACCAUGGCUGGACACCAAGGUCUUUGGCAGAUCAUCAGGGCCAUGAAGAGAUACAAGCUUUACUGCAAAACAGGCCAGAGAUAAAGAAAUCUUCAGUUCUUACUGGUCCAAAGCAGCAAGGGUUACUCCUUUAUUCCUGCAAGUCCCUUUCCAAGUACAAUAGUGAGCCUACAAUAACUUCCUUUACCCCUGAUGUCGUACCACCUGUUCCUGAGUUGUCAGGGACAGAUAAUCGUAGGAGGAGGGCUGACAAUUAUAAGAAUUCACUAUUUGGGGUCAUAGCAGCUGCUAAUGCUGUUCCAAUGACAGCCACUGAAAACUUUCAAACAGUACCAGAAUCAGGUAUUCCAGCCAGAGUGACUCUUAGUUGCCCUGAAAGAAGUGAAAUCAACAGUAAGCUUGUUCUUUCUCCGGCGUCACUUGAAGAACUACUUGAUAUUGGUGCCAAAAAGUUUGGCUUCUUUCCCACCAAAAUUUUCACCAUGGAAGGAGCUGAAAUUGAUGAUAUCAAUGUUAUUAGAGAUGGAGAUCAUCUAAUUCUCACAACUGAUGCUGGAUAUCAAAUUUCAGCAAGCCAAAGGACUGAAGACUCAAGCAGAAGCAGUUGAUCAUUGAGGUUCCUACAUCCUGCCCAGGUUGGCUCCUAAAUUUUCAAUUUUCGUUCAUUAAUAUGGUCGAUAAUAGGAAAUGUCAAUAAGGAGAUAGUUGCAAGUGGAAGGAAACAGAAAUAGAUGUUUUCUUCCACAUUCUUUUGUUUGUACUUUAAAGAGGUUUUGGUACAAUAAACAUGAGAGUAAGAAAGGAAAAUGGGAGAAUCUGUUACUGUUCCUUACAAUGAGUUUUUUUUUUUUCCAAUUUGUGAUAUUCUCCCUUGUAUAUCAUCAAGAAACAGUUUGAUAUUCC
Molecule: messenger RNA, 3010 nt
Organism: Rubroshorea leprosula
Lineage: Eukaryota; Viridiplantae; Streptophyta; Magnoliopsida; Malvales; Dipterocarpaceae
Source: the annotation of a GenBank genome assembly